UUUUAUGGGGUUAUUACUGAAAUAUGGGAGCUAGACUACAAUCAUUUUAGGGUACCUAUAUUUAAGUGUGAUUAGGUAGAGAAUGAGAAGGGUGUUAGGGUAGAUGAGUUUGGUUUCACUUUAGUAAAUUUGAAUAGGAAGGGGCAUCAAAAUGACAGCUUUGUUUUGGGAAAAUAUGUGCAACAGAUUUUUUAUGCUCAAGACCCCAUAGAUCAUAGGUGGUCAAUUGUCUUGAGGGUCCUGAAAAGAGAUUACGUAGAUUCUGUUUUGAUGGAUGAGCUCGGGGACACUGUUAUUUCCCAUCAUGCUGGUGCAAGUACUGUGCCUGCUAUUCAGUCACUUGAUCACGUGACGGAUGAGGAACCGACGGUUUACCUGCGGGCAGGGGAGGAGGAUAUAUUCGUUGAUGGAGAAUAGAAGAUUUAUUUGUAUUGAUUUCGCUUGCCAUUGUUGUGAUGGUUUCAUAUAAAUCUGUUUAAGUGUGUAUUUGUAACUCAUUUGAAGCAAACUGAACUUCUACUGUUGUUAAUGCGUGUUAAUGGUUUGGUCUAAUAUUGCUCUAUUUGUGUACUUAGGAAGAUCGCUGAAUAUUGGCUUAUCAUUUAGCUAUAUGUUCUGUAUCUAAAUUUAACCUUCUACUUGAUGUUCUUUCUUUGACAUUUGUUCACUAAUGUGACUUGUAUUUGUAUAGAUAAUGGCGGCAUCACAAUCUGCAAGUGUAUCAAAGACGGCAAAGUUGAAGUCCAAGGGAUUGAAGCCUAAGAAGUGCUCAACGGAAGCAUCAGUUUCUGCUGGUUCUCAUUCAAAUAAGCAGAAGUCUAAAAGAAAAGAGCAUGAACCAACCAGGGGUCUAAAGCUGCUUAAGCGCCAUGCAGUGACUAUGUCAUGUAUUUCAAAGCGUAAGAGUGCAAGACAGAAGAAAACUGUUCUAUUUAACAUAAAAGGCGCUCCAUGUGGGAAGGUGGCUAAGGAGAUGCAGUCCUACAUUGGUGUAUUGGCUCGUAGGAAGGUACCGAUAAUAAGGUAAAACUGGAAAAAGGCAACUGACGAGGAGAAGAACAAAAUCUGGCAACGUGUUCAGGUUCCAUUUUUACUUGGUCCUGAAAAUAAGAAAAUGGUUUUGGAAUCUGUGGCAACAAAGUGGAGAGAAUUCAGGUCUCGACUCACUUCAAACUACAUUAUUCCAUUUUUGGAUGACCCCGAAGCCCUGCAAUAUCCCCCAGAUGAUUAUCCUUUCAUUCAAGCAGAUCAUUGGACUCUAUUUGUCCAACAGCGGCAUUCUUGGAAAAGUGUAAUGUUCAGCAAGAGAUUAGCUGAAGGAAUAAAUAUCCUCAUAGAAUGUCCCUUAAGGGAUAUGCUGGAUUGGAGGAAGACCCGGCUGAAGAAAUGGAUGAGGAAGAAAUUGAUAGGGCCACUUUAUGGGUCAGAGGACGACAAACCAAGGAUGGUCAUUUCAAGGAUGACAACACAAAAGAGACUGCUGAAAAAAUAGCAAGCUUGAAGAAAAAGGUUGCUGAUGGCGAACUGAGCACAUGCGGAACUACUGAUGUCUUGAUCUUAGCAUUGGGGACUCAUGAGCAUGGGGGUAGAGUGCAUGGAGUGUGUGGUUUCAUCAAUCCCAAUGCUUACUUCCACCUCCCUAAACAGAGAAAGGAGAGCCUAGAAGCAACUGUUAGAGUUAGUAUGCAGAAAAUACUAUCAGAGGAGAGAGAGAAGAUAGUAGAUGAGGCAAGGGAAAAGAUAAUUGAGGAGGUAAAGGAAAAAAUUAUUGCUGAAGAGCGUGCUUUUUGGUCUGCAAAAUUUGCAGAACUUGAGGCAAAGGUAAAUGGAAAAGAAAGAGAUGGGAACUGUACUAUUGCUCAUGGAUAUGUUUCUGGCCAAGGAAGCUGUUCACGCACAGCCGAUGACAUUGCUCAACAACAAGCAAAAAUUUCCUUGGAAGCUGAAGAAGGCAUGAAAUCUGUGGAAGGAACAAGAGUUUUGGAGGCUUUGGAAGUGAUUGAAAAAAAGGCUUUGCAUACAAAGAAGGGUUCCAACAAAGUGGUGAAGAAUGUACAUCCCACCUGCCCCAAAGUAGUUGUCAAUGUGGCAUUGCAUCCGAAUCUGGAUGAAACUGUGGAAGAAAAUGUUGUACCAAUUGAUAUAAAGGAUCCAGAGCAAGAGGAGGGGGCAUAAUAUGUGGAUUUGACAUUGCAUGAACACUUAAAAAAGACAAAAAAAGCUGAGAUUGACUGCAAGUUGGCAAUAGGUUCCAUUGACCACAUUGUUGCUUAUGCCACUGUCAUGAAGGGUGAUGAUCCUUCUAGUACAAUUCAUGGGCUCCACUGGGC
Messenger RNA from Rosa chinensis, 2330 nucleotides. RefSeq lists its product as uncharacterized. Bases 1339 to 2175 code for a protein of 278 amino acids. The transcript is spliced from 6 exons. Lineage: Eukaryota; Viridiplantae; Streptophyta; Magnoliopsida; Rosales; Rosaceae. The record is from RefSeq and is a predicted model, not a curated record.